Molecule: messenger RNA, 1389 nt
Organism: Panicum hallii
Lineage: Eukaryota; Viridiplantae; Streptophyta; Magnoliopsida; Poales; Poaceae
Product: cytosolic sulfotransferase 5-like
Exons: 1
Coding region: 141-1217 (358 amino acids)
Biological process (GO): sulfation
Cellular component (GO): cytoplasm
Molecular function (GO): sulfotransferase activity
Source: RefSeq, a predicted model, not a curated record
UUUUUUUUCUCUAAAAAAGAAAGAGAUUGGGAUCAGGUCCAUGACUUCUGCGAGCGGCGGCAGCACGUAACUGGAAGUCCGUAGCAAGUCAGCAAGAAGCUAGAGACGGACGCACGCACACGGCACACCGCACGCACACGAUGGAUUCCGGGGCGGCGCACGAGGAGGAGGACGCCGCCGCGCAGCAGCAAGGCGCAGCACCGGCGACGGCGGCUCCGCCUUCCCCGCCCGCACAGGAGGAGGUGGCUCCGGCGCUGGAGUCGCUGCCCCUGGAGACCCGGUGCCCGCCGUUCCCGCUCCGCCAGCUCAACGGCUUCUGGCUUCCCGAGAUCACGCUGGCGGCGGGCGUCCCCGCCUUGCGCGCCCGCUUCACGCCGCGGCCCACGGACGUGCUGCUGGCGAGCUUCCCCAAGUCCGGCACCACGUGGCUCAAGGCCCUCGCCUUCGCCGCGCGGAACCGCGCCGCGCACCCGCCGUCCGACCCCGACCGCCACCCGCUCCGCCGCAGCAACCCCCACGACCUCGUCAGGUUCCUCGAGGUGGAGUUCGCGCUCGCGGGAGAGCACGCCGGCGGCGCCCUCGGGGACGAGUUCGAGGCGCUCCCUUCCCCGCGCACGCUCGCCACCCACCUUCCCUACUCCCUGCUGCCGGAGCGGGUCAGGUCCGAGUGCCGGAUCGUCUACGUCUGCCGGGACCCCAAGGACGCGCUCGUCUCCACGUGGCUGUUCACCAGGAAGGCGGCGCCGGCGUUCGGCGCCGACGCGGAGGGCUUCGCGUUCCGGGAGGCGUUCGAGCUCUUCUGCGAGGGCCGGUCGAUCUGCGGCCCGCAGUGGCGGCACGUCCGCGAGUACUGGGAGGAGAGCGUGCGGAGGCCCGGCGGGGUGCUGUUCCUCCGGUACGAGGAGAUGCUGCUCGCGCCGCGGAGCAGCCUCAGGAAGCUGGCCGAGUUCAUGGGGUGCGGCUUCUCCGGCGAGGAGGAGGAAGAGGGAGGGGCGGUGGACGCCAUCGUGGAGCUGUGCAGCCUGGGCGGGCUGAAGAGCGCCGAGGUGAACCGGAGUGGAAGCGGCAAGCUGCCCAUCGACAACAAGGCCUUCUUCCGGAAGGGCGGCGCCGGGAACUGGCGCAACCACAUGACGCCGGAGAUGGCGCGGAGGCUGGAUCGGAUCGUCGACGAUGCGCUACGAGGAUCUGGGUUUGCCUUCGCCGGGUCAGCGUGAUCGAGAGAGCUACUACUGCUUGGUCCUGCUCAUGCUUUUUUUUUGUUUGAUAAACUUCCUGCAAUUAUGAUCUCUUUAGAAGAAUUAUUAGCAUAAUCAUACAACACUCUGGUGUACGAUAUGCAAAAACAAUAGUUACCUGAAAAAUUCAGGCAUCCACAAUGCCAGGUUA